Myxocyprinus asiaticus (Chinese sucker) is the source of this 3265-nucleotide messenger RNA. RefSeq names its product LHFPL tetraspan subfamily member 2a (gene lhfpl2a). The coding region runs from base 1778 to 2455 and encodes 225 amino acids. The record is from RefSeq and is a predicted model, not a curated record. Gene Ontology annotation, cellular component: membrane. NCBI's taxonomy places the organism in Eukaryota, Metazoa, Chordata, Actinopteri, Cypriniformes, Catostomidae. The transcript is spliced from 5 exons.
ACUCACACAUACACUCACACACACACUACACACAGACACAUACACACACUACAAACACUCACACACACACACACACACACACACACACAAACACUCUCUCUCACACACACACACACACACACAUCACACACACUGCACAUGAUCAGACAGUUAUGUCUAGUUCUAAUGUGUCUGUGUUAAAACAGAACGGAUUAAAUACAAAUGCAGCAUGUUAGAGGGGCACACCAUGUGUAUGACUGGAAUUUGAGCCACUACAGAUUCCAUGUGCCCCUCCUGCACAGGUCAAAGGUCAUCUGUGCUUACUCUGUGCCUGUCUCUGUUUGCUGAGAGAGACGUGAUUUAUACUAGAGUGAACUUCUUUUAGGGAUUUCACACUAGAAUUCAGUUCAUUUGGUUGGUGUGAAUGUGGUUUUUCUUACUCUUGUUGUGUAACUUACACACUAUCUGCUUGGUAAGUGUUUGAGGUUCAUUUUUGUUGUUUUCCAGAGGACUCAUUACCUAGUUACAGUGAUAAACAAUUGCUGCUAGUACUCACAGUGUUAAUAACAUUGAUGACCCAAGUGGACCAAACCUUCUGUAUCCAGCGCUCUCAUCUUUACGGGCGGUCAGGAACUGGCUGGUUAGCAUCACCCCAUCAGCCACUGCUACACCAUUAUGAUGGCUAAAAGCAUGUUUAUCUGUACAGUGCAACAGUGCACACCUACUUUUCAGCGCUCUUGGUUCCGGAAGUAUUUUUCCCAUUCAUUUUUUCCAUAGGGAUUUUAUAAAAUCCUUCAUAAAACAGUUGUAAACCAUGAAUCAAACCAACCAGCUCUGAGGAGAAUCACAACAUUACAAACUUUGAUUUUAAAGCAAAACAUUAUUUGAAAAUUGGACAUAAAGACAAAUAUAUAAGACUGUGUACUUAAAGGGACAGUUCACCCAAAAAUGAAAAUUCUCUCAUCAUUUACUCACCCUCAUGCCAUUCCAGAUGUGUAUGACUUUCUUUCUUCUGCAGAACACAAAUUAAGAUUUUUUAAUAUAAGAAUAUUUCAGCUCUGUAGGUCCAUACAAUGCAAGUGAAUGGUGACCAGAACUUUGAAGCUCCAAAAAGCACAUAGAUGCAGCAUAAAAGUAAUCCACAAGACUCCAGUGGUUUAAUCCAUGUCUUCAGAAGUGAUAUGAUAGGUGUGGGUGAAAAACAGAUAAAUAUUUAAGUUCUUUUUUACUAUAAAUCUCCACCUUUGAUUAGUCCCAACCAGUAGGUGGUGAUAUGCACGAAGAAUUCAAAUCGCCAAAAACAAAAGAAGAAGAAUGUUAAAGUGAAGCUGUGUGACAGAAACACGUCACAUACUGCAGUGUGAAGGCCUCGUUGAUGACAGAAGAUCUGAGGUCAGCGAGUGAAGAAUGUGUGCCAUCCAAACAAACACAUGCCAUCUCUGCCUUCCAACCAUAAAACUGUGGCAGGAACACAGACACUUCAUUACAGGCUGUUCAAGCCAAGAGAAAACACUGGCUGCCAAGACAGAGACACUUUCAUUUGGUCUUUCCUCUUUAUGAACGUCUCCAUCAAAGAGUGGAAAAUCAAAGUAGAGUUUUACUUCAUCAUUGAGACAUCAGUUGUUUGUGAGAUGAUGGUGAGACAUCUGCAGUAAGAUGUAGAAUCCAGACGAGGAGGAGAGACAGAACGAGGAAGAACAUUGUCUGAACGACACAAAGAAGAAGAGAGAGACAGUUUUCAUUCUCUGUUUAUUCCUGAGAAAUACUCUGCGUGACCUUUGACCUCGGCCGUUGCACCAUGUGUCAUGUGAUUGUGACGUGUCGUUCCAUGCUGUGGACACUGCUCAGCAUCGUGGCGGCGUUCAGCGAGCUCAUUGCCUUCAUGAGCACCGAUUGGCUGGUGGGUUUCCCGCGGACACCGGACACCGUGUUCUCGCCUCAGGGGGCGACGGCGGCAGGCGAGGCGUACCGGCCCACGCUGGGCAUUUACGGCCGCUGCAUCCGGCUGCCUCACUUGCGGCGCGGCGUGCUGUGUGGACCGUAUGCCGUGCAUUUCGGAGAGAUCGCCAGCGGGUUCUGGCAGGCCACCUCCAUCUUCCUCGCAGCGGGAAUUCUGCUGCUGUGUGCCGUGGCGUUUAUAUCCGUCUUCACCAUGUGCUUCCAGAGUAUCAUGAAGAAGAGCAUCUUUAAUGUGUGCGGACUGCUGCAGGCCAUAGCAGGUUUGUUUCUGAUUGUGGGUCUGAUGUUGUAUCCUGCUGGUUGGGGUUCUGAUAAAGUCCAGUUGUACUGCGGUCCGGACGCGUCUCCAUAUAAAUUGGGUCUGUGUUCUAUGGGCUGGGCGUUUUAUACCGCGCUGGGCGGCACCGUUCUCACCUUCAUCUGCGCCGUGUUCUCCGCACAAGCCGAGAUCGCCACGUCCAGUGAUAAAGUCCAGGAGGAGAUUGAAGAGGGCAAGAGUCUCAUCUGUCUGCUGUGAGAGAGAGACACACAGAUAAAAGACUCGUUCACCACUAAGACUUGUUUGUUUUUACGUGUUUGUUUCCUUUCAUUUGAUUUCAUGUUGUUGAGUGUCAGCUGUCUGUCUCUCAUCUGAUGUAAAUAUAUGUGUAUAUAAUGUAAAUAUCAUUCUGCAGGAGGCGUCUCGUCUGUUCACACCAGAAACACUGCUCAGACUCGCUCCAUCUGCUCUGAUUUAUCUGGAUGUUCUCCAGUGAAUCUCAUGAAAACAUGUCCAGGUCACAUUUCAAACUGAAAAAGAAAAAAGAAAAAUGAAGCAUAUUUUUAUUUUAUAUUUUAAGAUUUUUCCUUUAAUCGUCGGAGAAAUAGGCUUUAUUUUCUGUAUGUCAAAAAUAAUUUCUUAUUGAGGUGAAACAUGAGCUGUUGGCAGUUUUCAUGAGAUUCACCGUCUCAGUUUCAGCAUCAUCAUGAAGGUGUUUCACAGUGAACGCUGAUCUCACAUCAGUAUUUUGUGCUGUAUUAAGACUGUUGAAGCACAAAUGGAUUAAAGAUUAGUGACCUGCGACAAAACAAUGUGCCAGAAUGAAUGAAGGAUUCUCCUGCGUCAGUAUUCCAGUGUGCCAAACUCCCGUUCCUGAUGUCUGGAGAGUUUAGAAGUGUUGAGAGGAAAUCAAAGCCCUGAAAACUCUCAAUCUAACAGUCCAGAGUGCCAAUGACAUGUACUGUGUGUGUGUGUGUGUGUGUCUGUCAACUCUAGUUCACUAGCUCAUUGUUCUUUUCCAUGUCACACACUCAUCUCUGUCAAAUAAAGAAGCCAUGAUUAACACGA